UCGCAUCGAACUGUCACGGGCGUUCAUGAUUUCAAAUAAAAAGUAACUUAGUUUCUUCCAUCAAAUAGUGCAAACAAUUUCGAUUUCUAAUUUAAUCUCUUUUAAGAUGUUUACAGUGGCACAAUUUUUCGAGAAGCAACAGCUACGUGUGCUUCCAGUUCCGGUUUCUUGGGUACGUGACGGUCUUUUGAUGUGGCCAAAGAUUCCAUCUAAUGAAAAGCUGGACAAACUGCGGAAGGACGGGACAGAAUUUCACGGGGCUACGAAGAAAAUUCCGGUCAUAACGAGUCGGAAGUACAAAACCCUUCAGGCCGCAGAAGCUGCUGCUGACGACCUUCUCAAACAAGAUGUUUCCGAUAUAGAAACAAAACGGCAACUAUUAAAACACCGCAAAAUCAAGAUUACAGAAGUGCGUUCUAAAGACUACAAUAAGAUCAUUCAGGACAUUUCUUCGUUGGAUGUUCCGAUGCACUUGAACACAAAUGAGCCUCUUCAGUCACAAGACCGUGGAGAUCAAGGAGCCGACCUUUGUUUGUUGCUUAAUUCACCGCCGGAGAAACGAUUUGUCGAUACCGGAGCGACAACAAGUUAUGUCCAAGAACGAUCACAGCAGAGCCAGAUUUUUGAAAUGACCGCAGAAACAAUGAAGGAUUCCAAGCCUUGCUACCAGCCAAUAAAAUCCGUAGGAGCUCGAAAAAUGAUACAGACUCCAUUCAAUUCAACUGCGUCAUUACACAUCGUCGGAAAUCAAACGGGAGCACAAAGUUCACUAGUACAAACUGUCCAGAAACCCACUUCUGGAGUUAUGCUGGAUAUUGGUCAUUCUUCGAAUUUACCUAAUUUGGUUUUGCCACUUGAUUCGCAAAGUAAGCGAAACCAGAAGGACAGCAUUCUUCCAGCAGAAGACUGUUUGGACUGUUUGGAAAACAGCUUUCCACGUUUGGCAACAAUGCUUGAUAUAGAUAAAAAAGAGCCCUCCAAAUUGCAAGAAGGCGGAUCGGUAGCGGAACACGUAUUAAUAAACGACGAGAACGACUUAAUUGAUUUCAACAAGAAGUUGUGCAACAAACAAUUAUCCGAGGAUUACGUCACGUAUUUCACAAAGAUCAUUCCACCGGCUGCUUACUAUGAACGAGGGGAUUCAGCAUGUUACUUAAUUGUAGACUGCUUGUUCACCCGAGCAUUCUGGAACAAUUUUACCUGGACCGGUAUCAACAGAGGAAACAAAUCCAAACGUGGGUUCCGUGAGUUUGCAAAUGUAUUACAAUUGCUACUUGAAAUAGUAAGCACUGGAGAUCCAACGUACACCAGCAUCAAGCUAGAAUCCUUCUGCAAGAAUCGACUUUUUCGGUACUCUAAAGCAAGGUCUACUAGUAAGAAACUACGGAAGCCCACAUGUCGUACAAGAGGAAAGAAAAGCAAUGUGAGCGGCGUGAGUAACGUGGCGGAUGGUGUUUCAGUAGAUAAUAGCGUUGGCGAUGAUGAUGAUGAACCGAUGGAUAAUAUUACUACAGACUCUAACCAAGGUGAAACUGAAGACGAUACAGAUUACGGACCAGACAUGGCCCCUCAUGUUGAAGUUUUGUUACAUUCUGACAUGGAAUAG
Armigeres subalbatus is the source of this 1606-nucleotide messenger RNA. RefSeq lists its product as uncharacterized. The coding region runs from base 107 to 1606 and encodes 499 amino acids. The transcript is spliced from 6 exons. The record is from RefSeq and is a predicted model, not a curated record. NCBI's taxonomy places the organism in Eukaryota, Metazoa, Arthropoda, Insecta, Diptera, Culicidae.